Messenger RNA from Pseudocercospora fijiensis CIRAD86, 1893 nucleotides. RefSeq lists its product as uncharacterized. NCBI's taxonomy places the organism in Eukaryota, Fungi, Ascomycota, Dothideomycetes, Mycosphaerellales, Mycosphaerellaceae. The record is from RefSeq and is a predicted model, not a curated record. The transcript is spliced from 7 exons. Bases 1 to 1893 code for a protein of 630 amino acids.
AUGUACAGUGGGAUUGAGGACGACGACAGAAUGGAUUGUUCACCACCAUGCCUGGAAUUCGAAUCUCAUAACGCAUUAUACCCAUCCGAUGGCUAUCUAUAUAUUCCACCUCGACUGUCGCAAGAUGACAACUCCUUCCCCAACAGCCGAGAUCAAGACAUUCAGCAAUCCAUGAGAACAUCGAUCACCAUGUCACCAUCAGACCGCGACACUCUGCCGUCCAUGCAGCAGAGAGAGACUCAGCUCUCAACUCAAACCGCAAGGAUGGCUGCCAUGCAACGAAGGCUCUUUCCUUUCGCGUCAGGCUGGGAUAUGGAAUCUGCUGGCCAGCUUCCGGAGUCCGACGCAAUGACGCCUCUCGAAUACGAGACCCCCGCGACUCUCAGUCGCACUUGUUCCGCAGCUUCCAUGGAAGUCCGUCCACCAAGCCCAGACCGGAGUCUUCCAUCACCCACACAGCCCCUCAGGCUCAUGUCAGCCGAGGAGGUUCAGGAGAGGAGGGCCUUCCCACGCCUGAGUGACCGCCCAUCAUUGAUGCGCCGAUGCUCUUCCAAGGUCAGUAAGGUCGUGGAUGGUUUGCGGGAGUGGGCCAUCGCGGAAGAACUUCCACAUGAUGACGCUGUGCACAGAAACAUGCCUUCAAACACCGAAUCUGCAAAGCCUCCGCCAAUGCCGAUCACGAGCGCCACGCAGACCUUGAAGGGGAUACCAACCAUCUCACUCGCCGAAGCACAAGCGCGAGUGAAGGCUGAUCCUCUUGGUCAUGCCUUUGAGGUAGAUCUGGCAGCGAGCACGAUUCCUCACACCAGGAACGAUCUUCAGAUUUUGGUCAUCGCAUUCGGACGGCCUUUGGCAAGUAAGUACAUUUUAUCAAUGAAACACCCCAACACCACCACUCUUGAUUCCCCUUUCUCCUAUAAGUCUGACCUAUCCAAGAUUUCUCGUCCUCUCUCAGCCCCAUCUAUCACUUGCUCGAGCAGGAGCCUCAUCGCAGUACCAGCAUUGACUGAACGAAUGGAUGCUUUCAAGUUUCCGGUCUCCUUAGAGCCAACGAAGUAUAUCAGCUCCAAACGAAGUAUAUCCCCUCCAUAUGAAGUAUAUCACCUCUAUACUCGGCAAUAUAUCACCUCCCUGUCGACCAUCAAGCUUUCGCGGACGAUGCGCCACGAUUGUUACGCACCACGUCCAGCGCGAAUUCGGAAUGUCGCCUCAUCCACAAAGCACACCUCUUUCGACCGAGCCCCGUUGGCGAGAAUUUUUGUGACCACAAUUGGAUUAUCACUUUCCCACAAGGCUUUCUCAUACUUUGACUACAAUGCAUUAUACGAUAUUUGCAUCAGAACCAGUUGGUAUAUAUUCAGCGCCGAACUCCAGUCAUCGAGCUUCUUCUGUCACACCACAACACAACCACCAAUGCGCAACGAAGACCACCAUAUCAACUCUUCACACUCGCAUUCACAGUACAACCACCAACCAUCAUCAAACCUCCGCGACCCAAUCAAAAUGUCGCAACCCCCCAGUUUCGGCGCCGCCAGAGCGGCCCAAGCAGCUCUCCUCGCAGGCGAGGCAGCCGCGUCACCACCACGCCCACGGCCACCCAAGUCUACGAGACAACUCCAACAUCUCGAAGCCGGCACACUCCGGAAGCCGAAAGCGCAACCUCAGCCCUCAAUCUUCCAGCGAUGCAGAUCCAAAGUCGCGACCAAGCUUCAAAGUCGCAACGGAUCUCGUCCGCAGCAGGAGGCCGGUCCGUCAGCCUACGAACGCAUAGCGGAGCAGACUUCGGACGCGGUGCCUUUGGAGACGCACAUCGUCAAAGGCAUUGCUAUCAUCACGCUUGCGGAGGCGAGGGAGAGGGUUAGACAAGAUCCAGUUAGGCAUGCUUACUUGUAA